Molecule: messenger RNA, 810 nt
Organism: Babesia sp. Xinjiang
Lineage: Eukaryota; Apicomplexa; Aconoidasida; Piroplasmida; Babesiidae
Product: Ecotropic viral integration site 5 -like protein
Exons: 3
Coding region: 1-810 (269 amino acids)
Source: RefSeq, a predicted model, not a curated record
AUGAAGGUGCUGUGGAGGACAGACAAGAGGAAGGAUAUUGUAACAUGCUAUAUGACGGCCAUAACGGACGUAGCGUGUGCCAACACGCAGAAUAAGAAGGUGAAAAUCAACAAACGGAUUCUCGGGAGAAUAUCAGACUACGAACGAGGGACGUUAUGGAAAAUAUGGGCGAAGACCGAACAGUACAAAAACCAAUUCCCAAAUGACAUGUACGGACAUCUACUCUCAUAUGACAACUGCGAAUUUGAUGUGGCAAUCAAAAAGGAUCUCAACCGAACGUUCCCAGAACACGCUAUAUUCAAGGAUGGAGCGUACGCCCAAAAGAUCCUAUUCAAUGUCCUACACGCAUAUGCCAUGUAUAACCCCGAUGUUGGGUACUGUCAAGGGAUGGCAUUCAUCGCAGGAAUGCUGGUACUCUACAUGAACGAAGAGGAUGCCUUCUUCACAAUGAUCAGCAUCAUGGAUAAACACAAUAUUAAAACGCUAUUCCUGCCGCAAAUGAGACAGCUAGAAAGGUACUGCGAUGUGCUAGACCAGUACCUCAGACGCAAAAUGAAGAAACUAUAUGCACAUAUGCAACAACACGGUGUAGAUAUCACAAUAGUUGCUGCAAAAUGGUUCAUGACACUAUUCACAUACAACUUCUCCAUAGAAACAGCAGCGCUGCUAUGGGACGCCAUACUCUCCAUGGAUGACGACUGGGUACUGUCAAUCGCUAUAGCAAUAUUCAAACUUAUGGAGGUAUGCUUGCAUGGAUAUAAAAAGAACAUAUAUCACGCAGAACGCUUUAAUCAACGCAAACCAAGAUGA